CCGUGCAGAGUAUGAAGCGCACCUCCGUGUCGCUGCGGCUCGCAGAGUGAAACAGUGUCAGAGUGAAAACAGCUUCUCCUGCUUCUGUCUUUGCUGUGGAUCGUGUCGCGGCUGCUCGAUCGAUCUGUGUGUGCGGCGGAAAGCAGUCAGUAUGUCUGGAGCUGUGGUGGUUGGCCUUGGCAUAGCAGGCGGCGUGAGGAUCAGAGACAUGUUAGCUCCAUUGGCUGGAAGUCCUGCAGAGAAGCUCCAAGUCAGAGGAUUUGUAUCCAGGAGGAGUGUGGGCACUCAUCAGGGAGUCAGUCAGAUCUCCAUGGAGGAGGCAGUGAGCAGAGAGGACAUUCAGGCGGCCUUCAUCUGCACUGAGAAUGUGUCCCAUGAGGACAACAUCAGAGCUUUUCUGCAGGCAGGAAAACACGUGUGCGUCGAGUAUCCGAUGACCAUGAGCUACAAGACCGCUGUGGAGCUGUGGGAUUUGGCUCAGGACAAAGGUGUGGUUCUCCAUGAGGAACACAUUGAGCUGCUGACAGGAGAUUUCAAAGCACUGAAGAAGGAGGUGGAGGGUAAAAGCCUGCAGGAGGGCUCUCUGCACUUCACAGGUGGACCUCUGAAACCUGGCUUUGGUUUCCCAUCAUUCAGCGGAAUCUCUCGCCUCACCUGGUUGGUUGAGUUGUUUGGUGAGCUGGUCGUGACCGCAGCCGCCCUAGAGGAUGCCGUCAGUAACUACAGCAAGAUGACAGCAAAGCUGCUGACACGGGAUAACAGACCUCUGACGUGGAUUGAGGAACGGGGACCAGGACUUCCCAGAGGCAAGAAAAUCAACUUUCAGUUUGCCACCUGCUCUUUGACUCAGAUACCUCCCUCAGCGGGGGGCACUGGGGGCCUCUUCAUGCAGGACAUGAUCCACUUCUCCUGCAAGAUUCUGGGACAAGUGGGCGUCGAAGACCUGCAGAGGGAGAAGAUCCGUAUCCUGCACUGCUUGGAGCUGGCAGAGAAGAUACAAAAUAUCUGCCAGAAAUAAACAGGGACGGCUCAUUUUUGAAUUUUUAAUAGUUUUUAGCAUAUUUCAGCACAGGCUCUGUAAGUUGUGACGUUUAGUGAAGUAUAACCAGUUUGACAAAGUGCAACUGAUACAUCCAUCUCUCCUCUUCUCAGUCCUUUCAUCCAAACUCUGUCCUCUGAACACAGGAAGUCGUCGUCUAAAGUGGAGCUAACUUGUGCUUUGUCGAAGAGAGACGACCACGACACACACUAGAUUAUUUUUAUUUCAAACAAGUUAAACAACAACAAAUAAUCAACCUAAACAUUAGAGUGUUGCAUUGUGUGUAAUGAAUGAGAGCAUGUUGGGUUACUGGCUUUUGUUUUAUGUUUUUACUUUGCUUUUCCUCUUUGUAAGCGUUGGAUUUAAAUUAUUCCUAAAACAAUAAAAUAUAAAUUACCUCCUCAAA
Molecule: messenger RNA, 1445 nt
Organism: Solea senegalensis (Senegalese sole)
Lineage: Eukaryota; Metazoa; Chordata; Actinopteri; Pleuronectiformes; Soleidae
Gene: blvra
Product: biliverdin reductase A
Exons: 7
Coding region: 152-1018 (288 amino acids)
Biological process (GO): heme catabolic process
Molecular function (GO): biliverdin reductase [NAD(P)H] activity; zinc ion binding; nucleotide binding
Source: RefSeq, a predicted model, not a curated record